Messenger RNA from Psilocybe cubensis, 1719 nucleotides. RefSeq lists its product as uncharacterized. Gene Ontology annotation, cellular component: cytoplasm. The record is from RefSeq and is a predicted model, not a curated record. Gene Ontology annotation, molecular function: nucleic acid binding; ATP binding; asparagine-tRNA ligase activity. The transcript has 6 exons. Lineage: Eukaryota; Fungi; Basidiomycota; Agaricomycetes; Agaricales; Agrocybaceae. Bases 1 to 1719 code for a protein of 572 amino acids. Gene Ontology annotation, biological process: asparaginyl-tRNA aminoacylation.
AUGUCCUCGAUUUUUGUCGAUGAAGCCGCUGGCUCUGAUACCACUGGACAAGGAACCAAAGAGGCCCCAUACCAAUCUCUCGCUUAUGCCGUCUUCAAGCACGAGACUGCCACUUUUCAAAUCCGCAAAUCCCCAGAAGCAGAGUACGACGAACCAACCCAGUCAUCUUUGAAGAAGGCCAAGAAGAACGCUAGUGGAAUCGAAAAGAAGCUUAAGAAACAGGAAGAACUCGCAGAACGUGAGGCAAAGGAAAAGGGCGAGGAGCGAGAGAGGAAGGAGAAGCAGUUGGAAGAAAGCAAGAAAAUUGUUCUCGAGGAAGAUGCUUCCCUUCCCAAAGCCAUCAAGUCCAAAAUCGCUCACUUGGAGGCUCACAGAUCGAAACGCGUCCGAGUCUUUGGAUGGGUCCAUCGUCUUCGCCAGCAAAAAGAUAUCAUCUUUCUUGUCGUUCGAGACGGCACGGGAUACUUGCAAACAAUCUUAUCAGGCCGUGUAGCACAAACUUAUCACGCUCUUACUCUUACCCUCGAAUCCUCAGUCGAAGUCGUUGGAACACUCCAAGAGGUUCCUGAAGGCAAAACUGCGCCAGGUGGACAUGAGCUUAUCGUGGACUACUGGAAGGUUGUAGGGUCUGCCCCAGGAGCAGAUGACGCGUUCACCAACCGUUUGAACGAGAAAUCCGAUCCUUCGAUCCAGGCCGACCUUCGACACCUCGUUCUUCGCGGAGAGACCGCUUCGAGUGUCCUACGUCUUCGCUCCUAUCUUCUAUCUGCAUUCCGCGAAUCACUCACUGCCGAGAAUUUGAUUGAGGUUACACCCCCAUGCUUGGUGCAGACUCAAGUCGAGGGUGGCGCAACACUCUUCAAACUCGAUUACUACGGGCAGCCAGCGUUCCUCACCCAGAGCUCCCAGCUGUACCUCGAAACAUGCCUUCCCAGUCUUGGAGAUGUUUUCUGUGUACAAGAGAGUUUCCGCGCGGAGAACAGUCACACUAGACGCCAUCUGAGCGAGUACACUCACCUGGAGGGCGAACUCGCGUUCAUCGACUUCAACGACCUCAUGGCUCACAUUGAGCAAAUUAUUUGUAAGACGGUCGACAUCCUCCUCGCGAACCCCACCUCCGCCGCGCUCAUCAAACAGCUCAACCCCAACUUUCAACCUCCCGCGCGUCCCUUCCUCCGCAUGUCCUACGUCGAAGCGAUCAAGUGGCUCAACGAACACGGCAUCCAGCACCCUGCUGAAGAUGCGGAAGGUAACCCAAUCAAAGAUGAGAAAGGUCAGGUGGUGCUGGUAGACCACAAAGUCGGGGACGACAUCGCCGAAGCUGCUGAGAGACAGAUGACUGACAUCAUUGGGACGCCCAUCUUUCUGCACGGCUUCCCCGCUGAGCUCAAGGCGUUUUACAUGAAGAAGGUGCCUGUUGAGCCUGGAACACCCGGACCGAUGUUCACUGAGAGCUGCGAUUUGCUCAUGCCCAAUGUCGGCGAAAUCGUUGGAGGAUCGAUGAGGAUUGCCGAUAUGGAUGAAUUAAUCGCGGCAUACAAACGAGAGGGAAUUGACCCUGAGCCUUACUAUUGGUUCACUGAUCAACGCAAAUACGGUACAUGCGAACAUGGUGGCUACGGUCUCGGUGUUGAGCGAUUCUUGGCUUGGCUCGCCAACAGGUACACAGUACGCGAAUGCUCCUUGUAUCCCAGGUGGCCUGGCCGAGCUACCCCGUGA